CCAAGUAGUCCUAUCGAGUAGAAACUCAGCAAAGAGACUCGUAGAAAUGCGCGGUUCCAGAUAAGCCACUGUACGGCUGUGGCGUCACCCGGAAGUAGUCGUACUGUGCGGCGUGACCGGAACAACAAGAUGGCGGAGAAUGGGGAUUUUCGGAAGUCAGUCCUGUAACAAAGACUUCAGCUUACUGACUGGGGAAAACGUUGUGUGGCACCACACCGAAGCCAGCAUGAGCCUCCAGCAGCCAGCCCCUCUCAUCCCCCCUGUCCACCCAGAUGUACAGAUGAAACCCCUGCCCUUCUAUGAUGUCCUGGACGUUCUAAUUAAGCCUUCAAGUUUAGGAGCGAGUACUGCACAGAGGUACCACCAAGAAAAAUAUUUUAUCUUUGCUUUGACACCACAACAAGUUCGAGAAGUAUGCAUAUCCCGGGACUUUCUACCAGGUGGCAGAAGGGACUAUAUGGUUCAGAUUCAACUGAGGUUCUGCUUGUCAGAGACAAGCUGUCCUCAAGAGGAUAAUUAUCCAAACAGUCUAUGUGUCAAAGUCAAUGGAAAACUUUUCCCUUUGCCAGGUUAUGCACCACCACCAAAAAACGGCGUGGAACAGAAGAGACCUGGAAAACCACUAAACAUUACUUCCUUAGUCAGACUCUCAUCUGCAGUACCCAAUCAGAUUUCAGUGACAUGGGCACCUGAAAUUGGAAAAACCUAUUCUAUGUCUGUGUACCUGGUGAGGCAAUUGACAUCACCACUGCUGUUGCAGAGGCUGAGGAUGAAGGGCAUCAGAAACCCAGACCACUCCAGAGCACUAAUUAAAGAGAAGCUCACAGCAGAUCCAGACAGUGAGAUUGCCACAACAAGUCUUCGAGUGUCACUCAUGUGCCCGCUGGGUAAGAUGCGACUGACAGUGCCAUGCAGGGCGGUGACGUGCUCUCAUCUGCAGUGUUUUGAUGCUGCCCUCUACCUGCAGAUGAAUGAGAAGAAACCAACCUGGAUCUGCCCUGUAUGUGACAAGAAGGCUGCAUAUGAAAGUCUCAUCAUUGACGGUUUGUUCUUGGAGAUCCUGAAUGACUGCUCAGAUGUGGAUGAAAUAAAAUUCCAGGAGGAUGGAACCUGGUGCCCCAUGAGACCAAAGAAAGAUUCUGUCAAGGUUCCCUCUCAGUCACUUCCAAAAAUUGAGACCUCAGCUCCUUUGCGUCACGCUUCAGUGAUCCCUCAUUCUACUGAGCCCAGUUCCACCAAGAAAGCUGAUGUGAUUGAUUUGACUCUGGAAAGCUCCUCCUCCUCUGAUGAUGAUGAAGAGGACACAGACCCUCCAUUGAAGAAACAAUGUGUUUACAUUUCCAAGAAUGAGGAGAUGCAUGCAAAGGGGGUGUUGACCUACCAGCCCACUGUGCGCGUGCCAAACGUCCAAACCUUGGACCCAUCCUAUCUGACCUCUACCCUUGCUGACUAUGCAGUCCCCUUCCAUCCAUCCACCCUAGCCACCAUCCCUACAGAUAUGCAGAGUCUGGAUUUGUUUUCCUUAAUUCAAGCAGAUCCUCAGCAUUACCGGCCUCAGAUGUUUUUGGAUAACCUGACAAACAGCAUGCAACCUGCAGCCAGCACCAGCUCAGCUCUGGUAUCCUCCUCCAGCAGCCACUAUGACACCAGCACCCAUGCUGCCAGCUCCAUCCACGAGGCCCAGGUCAUCACAGGAGGAAGGGGGAGUGCCAGAGGAGGGACUGACAGCAGCAUAUCAGAUGUCAUUUCGCUUGACUGAGCCACAUCUCACUGGACCUUUUCAGGCCUGUUUUGUGGCUUUUUAGUGUGGUCUGUAUGUACAUGAAAUAUUGAGGUCUGCACAGAAGCACCCGAAUUGGUAUACAUGAGCAUUUUGAUGACCUGAACAUUUUUGUUUCAAAUUGUAUCCAGGCAGGUUUUUUUGCACUUGGAUUUUUAAAAUUCAAAUGUGGUUUCCUUCCCAUCUCCUAUGGUAGGAUGAUAAAGGCAACACUAACUGAAGAGUUAACAAAGAGUCAGUGUUUUGCUAGUUCUCCUGCCCUUGGCAUUUCAGGAAUUAUCUUGUUUGCUUUUGUAACUUUAGUCUCAUUACAUCAUAAAAUUGAAAGGAAGUGUUUCGUUUUGGUUAGCCUAUGUGCCACUGUGAGGUUGACCAGCAGCAUACUCUGGAUUGGAAUCAAUGGAACUUUGAACGCUUUCACAUCAGUCAUUUAUUUCAGUCUUCAUGUCAAAAAGGUAUUGCUUAGGGAACUUUUUUUUUAAUUGUUUCUUUUUAUUUCAUCCUACCAUUUUUUGAUGACUUGCUAGUCAGCUAGUCUUGUGGCUACCCUUUAUACAAGUAGAUUUAUUUUAAUAACACUUCACCCUCAUCUCUGCAAAUGUCUUCCUAUCAGAAAGAAAAAUGCCUGUGAUGCUUUUUUAGCAUUCAUUCAACAAUGGAAAUAUUCACACCAUUCAACUCCUGAUUUAUACCAUAUUGUUUGCUUGCACAUAUGAGUGAAUCUGACACAAGUCUGUUGUGGCCUGGUUAACAUGAACUUUGUGCCUCAUUAGGAUGAAACAGAGUCAGAAUGAAUGAAAAAAGAGCUUGGACUUUUCACAGCAAGAGCUCAAAAUUUUCAUGCAACAUUAUCGCAAGUGAAUAAACGAUUGACACAGGAAGGACCUCUAAGAAAGACUUUUGGACAGACUCUUCACUUUGGAGGUGUCGGACCUCCCUACACACCAUGGACAGGGCUGUUUCUGGCUGUUUACUGUAUCUGCUUGUUGUGGUCUGCCUGUUUGACUUUUCGUUCACACCAAUAGAAAGGAUUAAGGUCAUGAAUUCAGAUGAUUUUGUUGGUUCAUUAGAUAGUUCCCACUUUGAUGGGGUUGGUUUUUGUUACAGGGCAGCUUUUAUGUCAUACCCAUGUAAAAUGUUCCUUUGUUUCAUUGUGAUUUAAUCAGAGCAAUAAUAAUUUAGAGUUGGGUUAAAAAUUGUAGUGUGAUUCCAUAUGUUCUGUACCACUCUGCUGCCCAAAUAUUUCCCUUAUGUAUGAUCAAUCUGUUGUCUUAUGUUAAUUACAGUCACAAUUGUUGUUCUUUCAGAGAAAUAUACUUAAAGGAAUCAUUCAGAUUUAAAGUAAAUACAAUGAUUUGCUUUUCUUUAGAGAGUGAGAUGAUCAAAUGAAUAUCAGUCUCAGGGCUGUGUGCAAAGUCAGCUUGUUGUUCAUUCAUUACUCCAUAUAUAACAGACAUUAAAUAGUCAACUCAGUACACCUUUUACACAGAAAACAUGUCAACUAUUUAUUGCAGGAAAAGCACAGGUGUAAGUGAUGGCCCGCAUUCCCUGUAGGUGAGCUUGUUCCUUUGCCAUGGUAUUGGCUGACUGGGACACUGGAUGGAACUGAGUCAUUGCUAAUAAAAUCAGUUUCACCUCUACUUUGCUUUACCUGCUAUAGGAAGUCAACAUUUUGAUCAUUGUUAGCAUUAUCUCUGUCAGCUGUUGAGUCAUGCAGCCGUGUGUCGUGUGGCCCAAUGGUUUGGUCCGAAGGUUAGUGGUUCAAACCCCAAUGCAGCCACUGUCGGGCCUUUGAGCAAGGCCCUUAACCCUUCCUGCUCCAGGGGUGGCGUAUCGCGGCUGACCCUGCGCUCUGACCCCCCAAAUUGGGGGGAUAUGCGAAAAUCAGAAUUUACCCUUGUGGGAUUAAUAAGGGAUAAUAAAAUUUUUCAAAAAAUAUGGACCAUUGCAUUGGGGGUUGAUGAAUACCAUGGACACUAUUUGUUUUCAUUCUGUUGUAAGGGAGCUACACAGUGUAUGCAUUAACAUAUUCAAAUUAAAUGGCAGACAGUUAAUAUAGUUCAUAGUAUAUAGGGAGUGAUUCAGGCACAGCCCAAGUGCCCAGAUGUUGUAAACCUAACUUCGUGAGAACAAUUUAUUUAUACUGCACAUUUAAAUACAGCAAAAAGUUAAUCCAGUUAGAACAAAAAGUAGUCUAUUACAAACCUCAGAACAAUUCAACCUUUGCAUCAAAAGUUAUCCAAAUCAGAUAGGAUGAAUUACAAGGGUAGCUCAGCAUUAAGAGUGGAAAUGGCUUGCCUGUAUGAGUCAAAAGUUCAGAAAUGCACCUACCAAUACCUGUAAAGCUCAGUAAUUAUCGUACUAUCUCCAAGGCUGUUUCCCUAUUUCCAGUCCUUAGACUAAGCUAGACUAACCAUGUCCCGACUUCAGCUCUGUGGCUAACACAGACAUCACAGUGAUAUUCAUCUCCUCAUCUUGCACUCAUAAAAUUUAGCCAGAUACUGAACUGCCACAUUUGUGAAAAAUAAAAAUCUUUAUCAACUUGCCCAGUAUAAGGCAGUUUAAAGGAGCAUUUUAAAUAAGCUCUAAAUUACUGUGUUUGCUUGUAUCUAUGUUAGUGUUAAACUUCAGGCAAGUCCAUCCUGCAUGAAGUCUCUUGCUCUUCCCUUCAGUUGUCCUUUAUAAGUCCUUUAAUUCUUCUGAAUUGUGACCUCUGCUAUUUUUGGAUUUUGCUGUAUGUCGAUGAUGCUAUAUGUUGCCGUCUGGGAUGAACAGACAUCACAUGAACAUUUCUCAGUGUUAACUACUACGCUCAAGUCUACUUACUUGCAGUUAAUGACAGGCAGCAACAUACAGAUUGGAAACAGAGCAGCUACUGUAUCAUAAAUAUAUCAUCUUGAUUGUUUGUUGUUUAUGUGGACUCCCAAGCUAUUGGAAGUUUGAUCUCAGGGACCUACAGUCUGCUUUUCUGGGCUUGAACAGUCUAAGUGAAUUAAAAUAUAGACGCAUAGUAACAAUACUGUCAGCAUCUGUACCAAAAAUACAGAUGGUGAUGUAAAAGUAAAGCUAAUGUAUAAUAUUUCUUGGUUUCUUUUUUAUUCAAACAUUAUGCCAAGGAGUGUUGGCAUUUGCAAAGUGAUAUGUUAAGGCAGUGUUAGUAGUUUACCGAAUUGAAAGAAGAAAGGAAAAACUUUACUUGCCUUUAGUGGUAUCUAUCUAUGGAUAUUUUUUUCAUUCAUGUGAACAAGUUUUGUAAUAUCUUUGAGAUUUCACUCUCAACAAAAUUUAGUUGUUUAUUAAGACAUGGCACUUAAUGUUUUUUUUUUACUGUCAUUAUCCCUGCUUCUCUGUGUAUUCCACAGACUGAGACAGUCUUGAUUAGAACUGCUAUGAAAACCGUCAGCAAAACUGCUGUUGCUGAUUGUGUUUGCUUCCAGUGUGUUGGGGUGGAAACAUAAAUGUUACACAAACAUCUCAAAGCCUGGACAAAAAAGCAACUUCAUGGUAACAUACCAUUUGUCGUAUAUGGGAAAAUAUCAUCUUUGUCAUUCUGGUGAACCAAGACUUAGGAAGAAUGGUAUAAUAAACUGAAGUGUGCAAGAUCAAGAUGAUCAGAACCUUUUCCCACCUGAUCAGCACCUUUACUCAUUCAGGAAAAACUCUUUAGUGGAGAGUGUUUGCAGAAAGUUCAUUGACUUGUGAAAAUACUUACUAGAUUAAGAGUCUCAGUUCACCUAUUGUGGGGUUUUUUGUACUCGUCACACUUUAUGGACUUUGAAACAUAAUCCAGAUCACUUGAAAGUUUCUCUUUUCACACCAUACUAACAUUAGUUAGAGGUAACUACUCCCUUUUGUUGAAGCUUAUUACAGGAUGGUUUAUUUCAAAGUUGUCUUUGUUUUCCUGUAUCUAUAAAUGUGCAGCAAUUUGCAAUGUGGUACCAUGUAUAAAUUCUUCUUUUUUUGGAAUUAAAGGUUUUUGUUUUUUA
Messenger RNA from Amphiprion ocellaris (clown anemonefish), 5766 nucleotides. RefSeq names its product protein inhibitor of activated STAT, 2 (gene pias2). The transcript has 14 exons. Gene Ontology annotation, biological process: regulation of transcription by RNA polymerase II; protein sumoylation. Gene Ontology annotation, molecular function: SUMO ligase activity; transcription coregulator activity; zinc ion binding. The record is from RefSeq and is a predicted model, not a curated record. NCBI's taxonomy places the organism in Eukaryota, Metazoa, Chordata, Actinopteri, Pomacentridae. The coding region runs from base 140 to 1759 and encodes 539 amino acids.